AUGCGUCGAGUGAAAUCACUCUCUGAACUUGGCAGCGUGAAGAUGGACGAAGCAAUUUUCUCGACACCUGCGUCUCGAAAGAACGAAGAUCUUAUCUUGCUUGAAGAUGGCAGAGACGUCUCUAGUCUAAACAAAUCUGCACUGCAAUCAGAGCUUCACCGACUAGGAAUGAAGACAUCGGGGAACAAGCCUGCACUCACCGAUCGUCUCAAACAGGCGAUUCUAAAGUCCCGCCAAAAAACAACAAUAGCGGCCGACCUUCCCUCUUCUUCUUCCUCCUCCUCAACUACUCAAGUCAAGCCUGUCGACUACAUCGACCUCGAAGAUAACUCUACCUGCUCUUGCCAACUCAUCGUUGCUAAUCUUAAAUCUCAAUUUGACGAAAUCAAAGAAAACAACAAACUCCGAGCUCAUCUUUCUUCCAUCCAGAGCGAAAUAUCUUAUGCCAAAGAAGAAAACAAAAUCUUAACUCAAGAACGAGAUUCCUUAAUUUUUGCCUUGCAAAUCGUGUCCAGAGAAGCAAGUCAAGCCAACCAAUGCCAUUCGACUAACAACACCUGUAGUGAACCAACCAUUGUUUCAAACCAGGACAAGCCAACGCCUCAGGAACAAUGGUCCACUGCAAACACGAAUAAGAAAUCAAAGAAAAAGAAGAAUAAAAGAAGUUCUAUCGAAGUCGAAAACUCAAAAAGCGAGCCUGAGCCUCCACUAGUGAAGGUCCUAGAUACCUCUAGCGAGACUGGUGUCAAUAAGCAAAAGUCCAUUCCUGUAGUCUGCGCCAUCGUUGGCGACUCAAUCGUCAAACGAAUUCAAGGCACAGAAGUUGGUAAAAAGGUUGGCCACAGAGUUAUAGUGAAAGGGAUUCCCGGAGCCACCAUUAGCGACAUGGAACAUUACGUUAAACCAACACUCGAACGUAAUCCCACUAGAAUUAUAAUUCAUGUUGGGACAAACGACCUCAGAAGUUUGUCCCCCGUCCAAGCCGAUGGGAUUGUUGACUUGGCCCGGGAGAUUGAGUCUACGUCAACCGGCACUAAAGUUGUUAUUUCCGAGCUGGUGACGCGUCGAGACUCGUUUAGAGAUGGAGUACAAGAAGUGAACAAACGUCUGAAACGCUUUUGCUCACAAAAUAGAUGGGACAGAAUUAGCCACACGAACAUUACUACGGGCAUGCUGAAUCAAGGAGGUCUACACCUGAACGCAAGUGGGAACGAUGCCUUAUUUAACAAUUUCGUAGAUUACUUAAGCAAUGCCUGAUCUGAUGCUUCCAUGAAUGCCGUUGUCAAAAAUACAGGUAACAAAUAUUCUAAUCAUCUAUCGUUUCCAACAGGAAUUCCUUCAGCCGAUGAUAAUGCCAUCUAUUGUCCUCUUCCGCGUCAGCGCGGUUUCAAACUUGCCGCGUUAC
Messenger RNA from Nematostella vectensis (starlet sea anemone), 1405 nucleotides. RefSeq lists its product as uncharacterized. NCBI's taxonomy places the organism in Eukaryota, Metazoa, Cnidaria, Anthozoa, Actiniaria, Edwardsiidae. The record is from RefSeq and is a predicted model, not a curated record. The coding region runs from base 1 to 1257 and encodes 418 amino acids. The transcript has 2 exons.